Messenger RNA from Platichthys flesus (European flounder), 2066 nucleotides. RefSeq lists its product as uncharacterized. The transcript is spliced from 6 exons. The record is from RefSeq and is a predicted model, not a curated record. NCBI's taxonomy places the organism in Eukaryota, Metazoa, Chordata, Actinopteri, Pleuronectiformes, Pleuronectidae. Bases 279 to 989 code for a protein of 236 amino acids.
CGCUGGGCCACAGCUCCGUCAGCCAAUCACGCAUCAGACGGAUGUACAUUUAAAGAAAACUCGGGUGGAGGCUGCAGAGGCAGAGAAGACGCACGGCGGGGAGGAGCAGCAGAAACAGAAGCAGAAGCAGAAGCGGAUCGGUGUGUCGGUGUUCUCGAUCAAGCUGCUGGUCUGCAGGUCUCUCUCGUGCACUGGUCACACCUUAAUGGCUUAAACCGAUCCGGGCUAUUUCCAUCCGUGGAGAUUUCUGGAGAUUUGAGGCUGAGCACGAGCUGGAAAUGAAGUUUCUUGGCUUUCUCGUGCUAAUGCUGUGCCACUCGUCUCGGGCUUUUCCUGCUCCAGUGGAUACUGUCAUAGUCCAGGCCCAGCAGUGGGGAGUGGUGGGUGCUCAGAGGGUCGAGGAACAGGUUCUUCUCAAUGGAGUCUCACUGCCCGGCACAAGCCAGGAAUUCAACAAUAUAAAGGAAACCAUUUCGACCGAUGCAUUCCUCUUUGCUCUCAUCAGUGUCAACCAGACUUCAGUGCUCAUGAACCACACUGUUCUGCGCUCUCGUGAAUGCAUACUGGAGGGUACUGAGCUGCACUGGACGGACCGCGUGUUCUAUGAUGGGAAGGUCUAUCUUACUCUGGACCACUCGGACACGUGGACGGCCCAUGCUCCACAAGCACUGGCCAUCAAAGUGUUGUGGGACCAGGAGGAGGAGCACACACGGGCAGAGAGGAUCCGCCUUCAGGAUGGAUGCAUCAGGCUCAUGAGGGAGCUGAAGCUCUCUGGGGAACAGUCGGGUGCAGAGAUUCCCUUGCCUCAGGUUCUGAUCCCCAUCCUGGCACUGCUGGCAUUUACAGGCUUUAUCCUGAUCAGCCUCCUCCUCUCCAAAAACAAAGGUUUGAGGCACCCUGGAGGGGUUGUUGGCUCUCUCAUACAUUACCCCAAGGACAUGACUGAGAAGAGUCCAGAGAAGAAAGGCAAUGGUUACCGUACCUUGUGAUGCAAAGCUCCAGCUAAAUGUCGGACUUGGGUUUGAGCUCUCUCCUCUGUGUCUACUGUUGAAUGUCAACUUCAUGAUUUAACCUUAAAUAUGUUUCUUCUCUCUGUGAUGACACUGUUGCUAAAUGAAUCGAAACAUUCCUUUGCUAUAGAGCACCAACCACAUACUGUGACGAACCAGUCUGCAUUUCAAACAUUAGUAUAUGCACUUUAUCUUGCAUGUAUCACACUUUACACUGCUGUUUCUAUCCUGUGUAUCUUUCAAAUGUAUGCAUUCACCCACAAAAAUGUAAGAAUGUUCACUGCCAACAGCAAUCUACAAACUUCUCUUUGCUCACUUAACCUCUGAAAAACAUUGGAUGGAAGGACUCUGUGUAUUUUCCAAAGAGGCUGACUUAGCCAGGUGUUUGAUUUAAAAACAAACAAACAAACAAAUCGAAACUAAUGGUUCAAUGUAUGAGUGCUGUUGCAAUUGUCAAUAAUGUUUCUUAUGUGUGUACAUUUACAGAAAUUUAAAUUAAAGAUGCUUUUAUUCCAGGUUUAUUUGAUAUGAUCCCUUUUUUUUUUUUAGUAUGACAUGAAAAAAACGAUUAUUCACAAUAGUUUUGAAAAUUAUUAUUUUCGCUGAUUGUAUCUAAGGAAGUUUCUUAUCCCACCGGCAUGAAUAUAUUGUGUGUCGACAUUGAUGUGAGAUCCUGUUGAAAAAUCUACCUUUAAUCCAAGCUGUAACACUUAAUAUAAACAUUAGUGUGUGCUUACUCAGGGUAUUUCUACACUGGUUUCAUGAUGGAUUUCAAAUGUUGUUUUUGAAUGUUAAUAAUUAUUCCCCCGUUUCUCAAGAAGUGAGACAUUUUAAAAACAAGCCAUCUCACCUGCCCUACAUUAUGCGGCUGCUUUCCUGGCACACAUUUCCUUUCAAGAGAGCACCCCAAUAACGUUUAGCCAUAGCCUGAGUGCAGUUUAACAUUAAAGCUGCUGACAGGCCAGAGUCACCAUGUCAUUAAUUCCGUUGUGCUGCUCUGAAGAUGUGACCAACAAAGUGUUUAUUUUAGAGCAAUUCAAUUUACUUCUGCACCAA